Penicillium lagena is the source of this 1086-nucleotide messenger RNA. Its product is annotated as hydroxyacyl-thioester dehydratase HTD2. The coding region runs from base 1 to 1086 and encodes 361 amino acids. NCBI's taxonomy places the organism in Eukaryota, Fungi, Ascomycota, Eurotiomycetes, Eurotiales, Aspergillaceae. The record is from RefSeq and is a predicted model, not a curated record. Gene Ontology annotation, molecular function: (3R)-hydroxyacyl-[acyl-carrier-protein] dehydratase activity. Gene Ontology annotation, cellular component: mitochondrion. The transcript is spliced from 2 exons.
AUGUCCUCACCCUCUCUUCUAGCGCGAUUGCGCUCCCGACCAACCCGUCAAACCCUGCGCGCCCGACCCAUCACCCUCUCAAGCCGUCUCUCCUCUUCCAAUUCUUCCUCCGCCUCAGCAAUUACAACCCAAUUCCUCACCCAUUUCCAAUCCCUCGGUCCACAAACUCGCACCCAACUCCUAGACGCAAACCAGCUCCAAUUGCUCUCCCUCACCCUCAACCGUCCCACCCUCUGGCCCAACAACACCAACUCCCCAUCCUUAUCUAACUCCGCACCCGCCCCUCCAUCCGGCACGCCACUACCACCCGGCUAUCACCUCGCCUACUUCACGCCGGCCUUCUUGGGAUCCGAGCUUGGAGCUGACGGCACAGAUGCAUCGUAUAAUCCGGAACCGCCCUUCACGCGCCGCAUGUGGGCUGGCGGAGAGGUACUCUGGCCGCGCGGGAAAGAUGGGAAGCCGAAUCUGCUGCGGGUGGGACAGACGGUGCGCGAAACGACCCGUGUGCUGAGUGCCGAGCCUAAGGUUGUCAAGAAGACGGGCGAGGAUAUGAUUGUUGUCGGGGUGGAGAAAGAGUUUGCGAAUGAGGAUGGGGCGGCGGUGAUUGAUCGGAGAAACUGGGUGUUUCGCAAAGCCCUCCCCACCCCUUCAUCCUCCUCAACUUCUUCGUCUCCCGUCGCUACGUCUGCGGCACACACGGCGCCACUGAACCCGCCCUCGUCCGCUAUUGUCUCCCAGGGCUCCACCCACACGCGAACGCUGGUCCAGACGCCCGUCACGCUGUUCCGCUUCUCGGCGCUGACCUUCAACCCGCACAAGAUCCACUACUCGCUGCCGUGGGCGCGGGAUGUCGAGGGGCACCGGGAUAUUGUUGUUCACGGACCCUUGAAUCUCAUCUCCAUCCUGGAUUUGUGGCGAGAUAUUCGUUCGCAUGAGGAGGUGCCUGAGCGCAUUUCCUAUCGGGCGACGAGUCCAUUGUAUGCGGGGGAUGAGUAUCGGAUUGUGUUGGAGGAGGGAGAUGGUGCGGCCCAGGUACAGAUUCUGGGACCGGAUGGGAUGGCGAUGAAGGCAGAAAUUCAGGGGUAG